Molecule: messenger RNA, 2208 nt
Organism: Sus scrofa (pig)
Lineage: Eukaryota; Metazoa; Chordata; Mammalia; Artiodactyla; Suidae
Gene: SLC19A2
Product: solute carrier family 19 member 2
Biological process (GO): transmembrane transport; thiamine transport
Cellular component (GO): plasma membrane
Molecular function (GO): thiamine transmembrane transporter activity
Source: RefSeq, marked provisional
UGCUUCAACCUGACUCCAGUUGGUGGAAGACGAAAAGGAGCAGGAAGGGGCCGGGUCCCCGUCCCUCGCGCCCCGGAUGGAUGUGCCCGGCCCGGUGUCCCGGCGGGCGGCGGCGGCGGCCGCAACCGUGCUCCUGCGCACGGCUCGGGUCCCGCGCGAAUGCUGGUUCUUGCCCACCGCGCUGAUCUGCGCCUACGGCUUCUUCGCCAGCCUCAGGCCGUCUGAGCCCUUCCUGACCCCCUACCUGCUGGGGCCCGACAAAAACCUGACGGAGAGGGAGGUCUUCAAUGAAAUAUACCCAGUAUGGACUUACUCUUACCUGGUGCUGCUAUUUCCUGUGUUCCUUGCCACAGACUACCUCCGUUACAAACCUGUUGUUCUGCUGCAGGGACUCAGCCUUAUUGUGACAUGGUUCAUGCUGCUCUAUGCCCAGGGACUGCUGGCCAUUCAGUUCUUGGAAUUCUUCUAUGGCAUUGCCACCGCCACCGAAAUUGCCUAUUAUUCCUAUAUCUAUAGUGUGGUGGACCUGAGCAUGUACCAGAAAGUCACCAGUUACUGCCGAAGUGCCACCUUGGUGGGCUUCACAGUAGGCUCUGUACUAGGACAAAUCCUCGUCUCAGUGGCAGACUGGUCCCUGUUCAGCCUGAAUGUCAUCUCUCUUACCUGUGUUUCUGUGGCUUUCGCUGUGGCCUGGUUUCUGCCUAUGCCACAGAAGAGCCUUUUCUUUCACCACGUUCCUGCCUCCCAGGGAAUGAAUGGCAUCAAGGUACAAAAUGGUGGCAUUUCUACUAACACCUCAGCUUCUAACCACCUUCCCCAGUGGGAGGACGUUGAAUCAAAAAUCCCUCUAAAUACAGAAGAGCCUCCCAUGGAGGAACAGGGAUCCAAGCCAGACCGGCUCCUUGUGCUGAGGGUCCUGUGGAAUGAUUUCCUGAUAUGCUAUUCCUCUCGCCCUCUGCUCUGCUGGUCUGUGUGGUGGGCCCUCUCUACCUGCGGCUAUUUUCAAGUCGUGAACUAUGCACAGGGCCUGUGGGAGCAGGUGAUGCCUUCUCGCCAUGCUUCUAUCUACAAUGGUGGUGUGGAGGCCGUUUCAACCUUACUAGGUGCUGUUGCUGUAUUUGCAGUUGGUUACAUAAAAAUAUCCUGGUCUACUUGGGGAGAAUUGACACUGUCUGUGUUUUCUCUCCUGAUUGCUGCUGCAGUGUACAUCAUGGACACUGUGGGUAACAUUUGGGUGUGCUACGCAUCCUACGUUGUCUUCAGAAUCAUCUACAUGUUACUCAUCACUAUAGCAACUUUUCAGAUUGCUGCAAGCCUCAGCAUGGAGCGCUACGCCCUAGUGUUUGGUGUAAAUACCUUCAUUGCUCUGGCCCUACAGACUCUACUCACUGUAAUUGUGGUGGAUGCCAGUGGCCUGGGCUUGGAAAUUACCACUCAGUUCUUCAUCUACGCUGGUUAUUUUGCACUCAUUGCUGUGGUUUUCCUGGCUAAUGGUGCAGUCAGUAUUAUGAAGAAAUAUAGAAAGCAGGAAGAUCCAGAAUCACGUUCUCAAGUGACCACUUCAUAAUGCACUGCUGAUGAAUUUCCUUUCACAAGAACUCUGCACAGCAACUGUGCCUGGAUAUAUUUAAUUUUUUAAAGUGUAGACAUAUAUUUAUGAGUGUGCAUUUCAUGGCUUCAAAGGAGCCAAGUGACUAUACCUGUCUUCCAAGAGUAACAGAAUACUGUCAGAGGUGAAGUUUACUUAAUGAAUUAUUUAUGAGAGCCAAUUUAAGGAUGACUUUUUUUCUGAUUCAGAAGAGAACUUGCUUUUGAAAACCAAGUAAUAGGAGCCACCAAGCAGUACAUGGUGAUGUAUUCUUGCUAGCAAGUGAGUUUGGUGUUUCGUAGGUCAAGUGCUUCUGUAUCUGAUUAGCCAGAUGCUUCACCUGAUGGAACCAGGGGCUAUAAGGUAUUAUAGGUCAGAAUAGAAACAUGUGGUAACAGCACCUGCCUUUGUUCAAUUUAAUCCUUGUUUCACUGUUACUCAUGGGCAUUUGUGUUUCUACAGAAGAAAGUUGUUCCUGUCACUGGCAGUAUUUGCUCUGGUUUGGUGUCCUAUCCUAUAAGGAGUAUGUGUCAUUCCUAAUUUUAAGUUAUUUUUAAAAAUUCAUUGUGUAAAUGUUUUCAAUUCCCAUCUUGACAGUUAUGUUCUUGUGUAGAUUUUUC